AUGGAUCUUAACAAGCUGCCGCCAUAUUUGGAUGAAGAUUUCUUGGAUGCAUUUGGUUUGGAUUAUGUGACCGGCAACCCUACCUUCUGCACUCAAGUGCCUGCAAUUCCUGAAAUUCCUCAGCCUAAUGAUGAGCAUGUGAACCAGCAGAUUUUGCCUAGUUUUUCUGAAGUUGGUCAUGUUGGUUUAGCAGAGGCGGCUCCUGCAGUUUCAGAAGAGUUUGUGAGACAGUACCAGAAAAUACAAGAGAAGUGUCUAUUAGCACAUGAUGGGCAAGACUUCAUGAUUGAUGAGAAUGAGCGAAGACGAUGGUCAAGGCAUCCACUUGAGAAGCAUGCUUCCACUAUAUGCACAAAGAAUAUGUUCUACAAGUUCUCCAAAGAGUUUGAGAAAACUACAGAAUAUGAUGUGAACCCUAUAGGGAAGUUCCAAUAUUGGCUGGAGCCCAAUAACAGCUUUGUUUAUGGGGAUGGAAUCAUUUGCUGCCAAAUUAUGAGGAUUAUGGUCAAGACGGGGGUGAAAUUGAUACCAGAAAGUUACAUCCUUAAAAGGUGGACGCAGCAAGCAAUUACUAGUGAUACAGAUCAGGUCCAAAAUGUGCAGGCACUGGUGGAACUUGUAGCCCAUGGGAUGCCAUUGACCGGCCAGAAAACUCCGAGAUUCACCAACGCAUCCACCGCAUUUGCAGCACUAGUAGUUGAGGACUGUACAAGUGAUGAAAACUAUGCUGUUUUGGAGAAGCACAUCAAGCAGAUGCGAUCUGAAUUUGAAGAAAUCAAGAAAAGGAAGAUGACGAAUAGGCAGAACACUGGUGCUACAGAAGGUGGUGCUACAGAAGGUGCACAAGACCCUGGUGUAGUGGCUGGUCCAAGCUCAUCAAAUGUAGGGAACCCCCCAAAGUCAAAAGCCAAAGGGCGCAGGAAGGAGAAGGCGCACAAAAAGGGGAUGAAUGGUCAAGUGAAGAGGAAGAAUAGGUGCAGCAUUUGUAGAUCAUAUGAUCACAAUGCAAAGAGAUGUCCAGACUAG
Messenger RNA from Miscanthus lutarioriparius, 1026 nucleotides. The record is from the annotation of a GenBank genome assembly. NCBI's taxonomy places the organism in Eukaryota, Viridiplantae, Streptophyta, Magnoliopsida, Poales, Poaceae.